This is a messenger RNA of Calidris pugnax (ruff), 2772 nucleotides long. It is a transcript of the gene IL10RA, whose product is annotated as interleukin 10 receptor, alpha. The coding region runs from base 221 to 2020 and encodes 599 amino acids. Lineage: Eukaryota; Metazoa; Chordata; Aves; Charadriiformes; Scolopacidae. Gene Ontology annotation, molecular function: protein binding. The transcript has 7 exons. The record is from RefSeq and is a predicted model, not a curated record.
AAUGCCCGGGCUUUGCUGAGAGAUUACUGUCCACCCACUCACCCACAGCUAAAGAAAAAGUGGAAGUCGCUACGCUGCUACUUUCCUCCCACUGCGCUAACGCCUCCGAGACGUCACUGAGCCGGCCCCCGGGGGAAAAACAAGCGUUCGGCAGCCAGCCAGAGCAGAGCUCAGCACCCUGCUCACCCAGCCCGGUGCCCACGGAGGAUGCUGAGCAGGGAUGGCCCCCUCCGCCUCAGCCCUGGCACUGUGCGUGGCACUGCUCCUCCUCGCCCGGCGGACGGACGGUGAGCAGCUGGCGAGCCCCACGCAUGUGCGCUUUGAUGCAGAGAUGGCACAUCACAUGCUGCGGUGGGAGCCGGGACACAACCCCCCAGGAGAUGUCCUCUAUGAUGUGGAGCUCAUAGUCUAUGGCACUAAUUUGUCCUGGACAGCCAUUCCGAGGUGCACGAACAUCUCGGAGCACUCCUGCGACCUCACGUACUACACCCUGGAUCCUGUCUGGCGCUACUAUGCACGGGUCAGGGCUGUGUCCAAAAACCUCAAGUCCUCGUGGAAAAGGACCAACUCUUUCUCCCCACAAGAAGCCAGCCUGCGCCUCUCGGGCCAGAGCCUCUCCGUGACGGGCAACACCAUCCACGUGGAGCUGCAGCUGCUCCUCAAGGAGGGCAACCUCACCGUGAGAUUCGAGGACAUUCAAAGGCACGCGAGGCUGUACCGGAUACACAUCAGGAGGGUGCAGGACAAUCGGACGUACGAAAAGGUGGAGACCGUCCCGGAGUUCAACAUUAGCAACCUCUUCUGGGACACGGAGUACUGCAUCAGCGUGGAGCCUAACGUGGCCAGCCGGCAAAUCAAUGCCACACGCACCGACGAGCAGUGCGUCACCACCGGCAAGAGAGACAGGAGUGCAGAGCUUGCCCUGAACAUCGUCAGCUCCUCCUUCAUCACCCUGUCGUUCCUGGGCCUCCUGGGCGUUCUGCUGGUCUGCACCUACAUAAAGAAACCCAUGAGGCCACCGUCCGUCCUGAAGUCUUUCAUAAAGCAGAGCCCGCUCUGGGUGGAUCAGGAGUCCUCCUCCUCGGGCAGCCUGGACACAGACCCCAUUCAGCAGCUCUUCCUGUGCCAGAAGGAGCCCCAGCAGGACAGUGGCCACGAUGGCAGCGCCAGCACAGCCCAGCCAUCCCCAGAGAAGGGCUGGAGGCUCCCAGCACGCCCUGAGGACCGGCUGUUCCUGCUGGGGACAGAGAGCAUGGGGAGCAGAGACAGCAGCUGCACCAGCACUGACAGUGGCAUUUGCCUGCGCACCUCCUCCUCGGAACUGAGCUGCUCCUCGGGCCCUGAGCCCCAGGGCUACAAGCAGCAGCUGCCCAUCAGUGAUGACAGCGGGGUGGGCCUGGAGACCCCCUGCCUUCACCCCGCAUGCUCCUCCAGCAGCAGGAAGGCCAGCCUGACAGAGACCAAGCAGCCCCAUGGAGGGGAGCUCGGGGUCCCCCCUGCCACUGACCAGGACAGCCAGCAAGAACUGGAGUUCCGUGGGUACCUGCAACAGUCCAAGAGCAUGGUAGAGCCGAGGCAGGACCCAGCCACGGGGAUGGUCUUCUCAGGCUGUGCAGGAUCCCUACAGAGCCCGGGGAACACUGACAUCGUGCUGGAGGUAGAGUGCUCCGAGCUGGCUGUGGCCAAAGGGUACCUGAAGCAAUCCUCUCCCCAGCAUCCCCGCAGCCACACACAGGACCUUGCUGCAUGGGGCGCCCCUCGGGAGCCCACUGCCUGGGACUUUUCCAGCCAGGUGGGGUCCCAAGCCCCCACUCUGCUGAGCUAUGGGGUUCCGGGUGCUCCCUUGGCCUCCAAAGCCGGCCCCGAGCUCCUGAAAUCUCCCUUCGACCUGAGCAUCUUCAACACUGACCUCCUGGGGACGCUGCCCCUCAUCUCCAGCCUCAGCAACAACGAGUGGCUCACGCUGCAGAUCAACCCCCUGAGCCUGAUCAACGGGGACAGCAAGGACAGCCGUCUGUGAGCCGUCCCCGGGCUGGGGAGCGGGGCCAGCCCCACACACUGACCCAUCUACCUCUUCUAGCCACUGACCACAGGGAGCAGCUACUCCCAUAAGCUACUGCUGAGCCCCGAAUGCAUCAACCUGAGUGGUGCCGCGGCUGAGACUUGCCCUAGAAGCACCGGCUUGGCUACCUCUGGGGCUGCUUUGGCCCUGGUACCGCUGUGGCCAGCCCUGCCCCUUCCCUCCAGCCAGUCUCUGGCAUAAAGCUAACAAGACACGGGGACGGAGAGCGCUGGAGGGGCUUGUCCCCCCUCCCCUGCCCACCAAGCCCAAGGCUACACCCCCAGGAUGUUUCCAAAGGGCGAUCCUGCCUGGUCUGCCCUCCCCAGCAGCCCCGCACGGGGUACACAGGACCAGUGCCAGCCCUGCGCUUCUCCUCCCCACUUCCCCCUCCCACAAGCAAGCGCCAGGCUCCUCCAGCUGACGUACGUGCCACCACCAAUGCCGUCCAAACCUUUCACAACACAGACACCGAAAGCGAAGAGCAGCCUGACGUCAGCCAGCCAUCCUGCUGCUGGGAGUGUGGACCUCUCGCCUGAACUGACCUCACUGGGAGGAAGCGAGGGACUUUCCUGACCCUACAGAAACCCUAUUCAGCCCCUACGGCAGAGAGCCGGGGUGCUGGCUACCUCCGACAGGGUGCAGGGUGCGGGGCAGCACGAGCCAGGGCAGCCCUGCCUGCACUAUGAUCUGACCUCCUGCCACUAUUGCAU